Messenger RNA from Clonostachys rhizophaga, 1989 nucleotides. The record is from the annotation of a GenBank genome assembly. NCBI's taxonomy places the organism in Eukaryota, Fungi, Ascomycota, Sordariomycetes, Hypocreales, Bionectriaceae.
AUGCCGUCCCAAUUCGCCGGACGGCCCCUGCGCCGCUUCGUCGUCGUCGUCAUCUUCUUCGCCAUCGUCACGCUGCUAUGGCGGAAUCCCGACUUCACCCCGUCGUUCCCAGGCCGGGCCACGGAGAUGAUCAACGGCUACAAGUAUGCGCCCAGCCGGUUCGACUGGAGCCGGAUCAAGCCGCGCUACGCUGUCGGUGACAUCAAGUCACCCCCCUCGGGGCGGCCGAAGAGGCUCCCCAAGGUGCAGGCCAAGUUCGGCUCGGAUGCGCAGAACGAGAAGACGCUGGCGCGGAAGACUGCCAUCAAGAAUAAGUUCCUCAAGAGCUGGGAGGCGUAUAAGACGUAUGCGUGGACGAAGGACGAGCUGAUGCCCCUGUCCGGGAGGGGGAAGAAUACCUUUUGCGGCUGGUCUGCGCAGCUUGUUGAUGCAUUGGAUACGCUGUGGAUCAUGGGCCUCAAGGACGAAUUUCGUCUUGCUGUCGCUGAGGUCGCUCUGAUUGAUUGGCAGAGCACUUCCCAGAGGAAGAUCAAUUUAUUUGAGACGACGAUCCGGUACCUCGGUGGCUUGCUAUCCGCCUACGAGCUGUCGGAGGAGCGUGUUCUGCUACUCAAGGCCAUUGAGCUAGGUGAUGCCCUUUUCGCAGCAUUUGACACGCCGAAUCGACUCCCAGUGAAAUGGCUCGAGUUUGAGAGGGCGAAGAAUGGCAGGCAGGAAGCUGAAACAUCCAUGUCCAUUGCUGUUGGGGGCACUCUGUUUCUCGAAUUCACCCGGCUCAGCCAGCUUACGAAAGACCCCAAAUACUACGAUGCGGCUGAGCGCGUGAAGAAAUUCUUCAACGAGUACCAGCCCAAGUCGCAUAUCCCCGGUCUCUGGCCGCGCGAUUUGAACUAUCGCGAAAAGACAGGGACCGAGAAUCACAGGUACACAAUGGGUGCUGGGGCUGACUCCUUUUACGAAUACCUCCCCAAAAUGCACGCUCUUCUCGGAGGGUUGGAUCCCGAGUAUGAAAAGAUGACGGUUGCUGCACUUGAUGCGACAAGGGAUCACCUCUUAUACCGGCCCAUGACACCCAAAGAUGAAAACAUCCUGCUGUCUGGCGUUGUAAUCUUUAGUGAUGACGGCAACGCCAGGUACUACGCAGAGAUGCAUCACCUCACAUGCUUUGCUGGUGGGAUGUAUGCGCUUGCUGCCAAGCUCCUAAAGCGCGACGACUACUUGGAUGUUGGGAGCAGGCUGACUGGCGGGUGUGUCUGGGCUUAUGACUCUUUCCCUACGAAUAUCAUGCCCGAGAUCUCCGAGCACAUCCCGUGCAAGGACAAGAACGGUCCUUGCGAAUACAAGGCAGAGUCGUUCCCUUCCAACUCGGAGAGUCCCCUCCCUGACGGCUUCGUGCGGGCUCGAGAGCCCGGAUACAAGCUGAGGCCAGAGGCCAUUGAGAGUGUGUUCUAUAUGUGGCGCAUCACCGGAGACCAGAAAUGGCGUGAUGCUGCAUGGAGGAUGUGGGAGGGCAUUGUCAAGGCGACGGAAACACAGCUGGCGUUUGCGUCGAUUGAGAAUGUUGCAGAGCAGAAGAGUGAGAAAGUCGACUCCAUGGAGACUUUCUGGCUGGCUGAGACGCUCAAGUACUUUUAUCUCAUCUUUGAGGAUGACCACGUGCUUAACCUGGAUGAGUGGGUGUUCAACUCGGAGGCGCAUCCGUUCAAGCGCCCUCCGGCUUCCCUUCGUGCAUUCACCACCUCGUGUCGACUGCACGAUGUCGCGGCCAAGAACCACUACGAGCGCCUGAACAUCCGCCACGACGCCACGCCGGCCGAGAUCAAGAAGUCCUUCUACAAACUCUCCAAAGUCCACCACCCGGACGCCAACCCCUCCGACCCCUCGGCCUCCCACACCUUCUCCCUCCUCUCCGAGUCCUACACCGUCCUCUCCGACCCACCCCGCCGCGCCUCCUACGACCGCGACGUCCUCCGCCUCCACCACCAGCAU